AUGAAAAGAAUAACAGCAACAGCACUGAAAGAUUUUUUUGAUGAUGAAACGAACUUUGGCAAAGCAGAACUUCGACCACGAAAACGACCUGGACGAUCUUGGAGUGUCGAUGAACUACGGCUGAAAUCGAACUCAGAUCUCCAUAAAUUGUGGUACGUUCUGCUAAAAGAAAGAAAUAUGCUACUUACAAUGCAACAUGCUUAUACAACUCGAGCUAAAUAUAUGCCAAACCCAGAGCGCAUUGAUCGAAUUAAGGAGAGUAUGUCGAAUAUUGAGAAUGUUGUUCAUGAACGUAAUGAUGCAUUUUUUGCGUUAGAAACUGGUCACGGUGCAGAUACACCGAUGCGAACGGUUACGUCGUUUGCCGGUUUCACAUACACAAAGCCAGCAACAGAGCAUUACAUAUCAGCUGAGGAGAGCGAUAAGAAGGAAUAUGAGGUUCCAUAUUUAGAUGAUGACGCUUAUAUGAUGCAAAAAUUGUGGGCUGAGAAAGAAUUUUUGAAACAGAAAGAUAAAGUCGAUGAUGAAACGAGACGAAAAUUAGUUAACGAUGAUAUGAGAAGAUAUCGUCGAUGUGGCCGUAGAUUAAUGAAUAAAGUCGAGGAUUUAUAA
Molecule: messenger RNA, 612 nt
Organism: Anisakis simplex (herring worm)
Lineage: Eukaryota; Metazoa; Nematoda; Chromadorea; Rhabditida; Anisakidae
Source: the annotation of a GenBank genome assembly